ACCUGCCACUGCAUGACGGGGAGACUGCGGAGAGGAGAGGCCUGUUAGGCACAAGCACUUAGCCUCAAAAGGCCCUCAAAGGAAACCAACAUGUGGUCAAAUGUUUGUACUGUGAUGGCUGGUAUCCCUGUCAAAUGCUGAACGUGUUCCAGUCGCUGCGUGUGUCUGCGUUGUGGUUCUACCUCCUGCUCCCCUCGGCGCAGUGUGACAACCUGCGUUGCUACUACAGCCCCGUCCGAGAGAAGGGGAGGAAGGUCGAGCUCAUUGUGACGGAGUGCCCUCCCGAUGAGCUGUGCUUCAAGGCGGACGGACGCUACGGCAAUCACAGCGCCCUGGCGGCUCGGGGCUGCAUGGCCAAGAAGGACUGCAGCCAGGUGCACAAACUCCGAUUCAGAGGGACCGUCUACACCAUGAGCUACGCGUGCUGCGACGGGCCGUACUGCAACUCCUGCCCGCUCGUCACCGCCGGCCUCCUCGCCAUCACGCUCACACUAAUAACUGUGGCUGUGAUGGCCGGCAACUUGUGACCACAGACUCCCGACGAGCCCCUGUUAGGAGCAUCUUUCAUUCAAUGUCAAGGUUGACGAUGUGUAAAUGUGUCGAACACAAGCGAUGUCUGCAGCCUCAGCAUGAGGUAAUGAUGAAGGCCUGCAGAAAGCGUGCGGUGGCGGUCCUGUCUGACCCCGAGGUGUGCACCUAGGUGAGGGCAGACGUCAACAAUUGUUUUAUAUUCUCAGUGACUUGUAUCUGUUUUUAUUUGUGGAAGUCUCUAA
Molecule: messenger RNA, 773 nt
Organism: Scophthalmus maximus (turbot)
Lineage: Eukaryota; Metazoa; Chordata; Actinopteri; Pleuronectiformes; Scophthalmidae
Gene: bncr
Product: bouncer
Exons: 2
Coding region: 135-527 (130 amino acids)
Source: RefSeq, a predicted model, not a curated record